Leptonychotes weddellii (Weddell seal) is the source of this 1818-nucleotide messenger RNA. Lineage: Eukaryota; Metazoa; Chordata; Mammalia; Carnivora; Phocidae. The record is from RefSeq and is a predicted model, not a curated record.
CUCCCGUUCUCUCGGCAGCGUUCGGACUCCAAUGGGUGAUGAAAAGGACUCUUGGAAAGUGAAAACUUUAGAUGAAAUUCUUCAGGAAAAGAAACGACGGAAGGAACAAGAGGAGAAAGCAGAGAUAAAACGCUUAAAAAAUUCUGAUGACCGGGAUUCCAAGCGGGAUUCCCUUGAGGAGGGGGAGCUGAGGGACCACCGCAUGGAGAUUACGAUACGGAACUCACCAUACAGAAGAGAGGACUCCAUGGAAGACAGAGGAGAGGAAGAUGAUUCUUUGGCUAUCAAACCACCACAGCAAAUGUCUCGGAAAGAAAAGGCUCAUCACAGGAAAGAUGAAAAGAGGAAAGAGAAACGGAAGCACGCUAGAGCAAAGGAAAAAGAGCGAGAACACGAGCGCCGGAAACGGCACCGAGAGGAGCAGGACAAGGCUCGCCGAGAGUGGGAGAGGCAGAAGAGGAGGGAGAUGGCCCGGGAACACUCCAGAAGGGAGAGAAAACGAGACUUCUUGGUGCACAACAAGGGGUGCUUCCCAAGUCCCAGCCAAGUGUGUGUUAGUGGAAGGUUUUCUCAGCCUGUCUUUGAAUUGUUUUCAGAUGAAAUUGUGGCUUUGAAGCGGCUGAAGAUGGAGAAGGAGAAAGAGGGCUUUCCAAUCACAUCUCUGAGGGAGAUCAAUACCAUCCUCAAGGCGCAGCACCCCAACAUCGUCACAGUCAGGGAAAUAGUCGUGGGCAGCAACAUGGACAAGAUCUACAUCGUGAUGAACUAUGUGGAGCAUGACCUCAAGAGCCUGAUGGAGACCAUGAAGCAGCCUUUCUUGCCAGGGGAGGUGAAGACCCUGAUGAUCCAGCUGCUGCGUGGUGUGAAACAUCUGCAUGACAACUGGAUCCUGCACCGGGACCUCAAGACCUCCAACCUGCUGCUGAGCCACGCUGGGAUCCUCAAGGUCGGCGACUUUGGGCUGGCAAGGGAAUACGGGUCCCCUCUGAAGGCCUACACUCCAGUCGUGGUGACCCUGUGGUACCGUGCCCCAGAGCUGCUGCUUGGCGCCAAGGAGUACUCCACGGCUGUGGACAUGUGGUCGGUGGGCUGCAUCUUUGGGGAGCUGCUGACUCAGAAGCCGCUCUUUCCUGGGAAGUCGGAGAUCGAUCAGAUCAACAAAGUGUUUAAGGACCUGGGCACCCCCAGUGAGAAGAUCUGGCCUGGCUACAAUGAUCUCCCCGCAGUCAAGAAGAUGACCUUCACUGAAUAUCCCUAUAACAAUCUCCGUAAACGCUUUGGGGCGCUGCUCUCAGACCAGGGCUUUGACCUCAUGAACAAGUUCCUGACGUACUUCCCUGGGCGGAGAGUCAGUGCCGAGGACGGCCUCAAGCAUGAGUAUUUCCGAGAGACCCCCCUCCCCAUCGACCCCUCCAUGUUCCCCACGUGGCCCGCCAAGAGUGAGCAGCAAAGGGUGAAGCGUGGCACGAGCCCACGGCCCCCCGAGGGAGGCCUGGGCUAUAGCCAGCUGGGCGACGACGAUUUGAAGGAGACGGGUUUCCACCUCACGACCACAAACCAGGGAGCCUCGGCCGCGGGGCCUGGCUUCAGCCUCAAGUUUUGAGGGUCGGCACAGAGCCGCACCAGCCCUGCGGGGGCUGCCCAGCACAACUCAGCCGGGCCCCGGGCCGGUGCUGGAGGCAACGUGUGGGGCCAGACCCGGGCCCUGCUCUGAGCGGACGCAGCUGCUGCAGGCCGGCGUGGCCACGGGUCUCCACCUCAAGUCUCAGACUGCCCGUCUGUUUGCUUUUCCACGUUUUAUUUUUGUUUUAUCUUGGC